This is a messenger RNA of Sporothrix schenckii 1099-18, 1881 nucleotides long. RefSeq lists its product as uncharacterized. The record is from RefSeq and is a predicted model, not a curated record. Gene Ontology annotation, molecular function: D-arabinono-1,4-lactone oxidase activity; FAD binding. Gene Ontology annotation, cellular component: membrane. The transcript has a single exon. Bases 1 to 1881 code for a protein of 626 amino acids. Lineage: Eukaryota; Fungi; Ascomycota; Sordariomycetes; Ophiostomatales; Ophiostomataceae.
AUGGGAAACCAGCACUCGGUUGAGCGACAACUCCGCCACGCCCGCGGCAAGCCCGUCAAUGAAAAGACAUUGAAGGAGUUGGACAAGGUCUUUUGCCAAAACCCGGAAAACGCACACGACGGCGUGUGGAAUGUGGUGCGGGACCCCGGCGUCGAGCACCGGCGACGGGGUCGGGAUGCCAAGCAGCGCUACGUGCAAGCUCGACAGGCGGUGCAUCUAUCUUUGGCUGCCUCUCACGGGCAUCUUAUUGGCAGCUCCGAGGCCAAGAAUGGCCACAAGAUCGCCGGCAACGACCAGGCUGCCGAUAAACCGACGUGGGUGAACUGCGUCGGCGAGCAGGCCAACCGGCCGCUGGUGAUUGUGAAGCCCGAGUCUCUCCAACAGCUUGUUGCCGUUCUCGCCGACGCACACAGCCUUCAGCAGCGUGUGCGUGCCGUCGGCUCCGGCCACUCAUUUUCCGACAUUACCUACUCGACCGACGCUAUGCUCGUCGACAUGACCCUCCUGAAGCGGGUGGCGAUGGUGGACAAUGGCGAGGAAGGCAUCGUCGGCACCACCAAGCCUGUCCAGGUCAAGGCGAACAAGGCCGAGAGGGGAGUACCAGGGCCUGCCGGCGAUGCACUGCUGACGGCCUGCAACCGCAGUCGCAAUCUUGCGCGCGUCCAAGCAGGCGUCACGAUCCGAGAACUCAACGAAGAGCUGGACAACCGUGGCCUGGCCCUCCCCAACAUGGGCGCUUUCGACGGCCAGACCGUUGCCGGCGUCAUGUCGACCGGGACACAUGGAUCUGGCAUCGGGUUCGGGCCCAUGUCCAGCCUCGUUCGUGCGAUUGUGCUGGUCGUCGCCGACGGCACCGUCUACCAAAUCGAGCCAGCCAGUUCCCAUGUUGGCAAAGGGCCGCUGAGCGACCCUGCUGCCUUCCCCCGCACCAUCGACGGGCUCCCUGUAGUGCUCAGACAAGAUAAUGACUGGUUCCGCACGGCCCUUGUCUCCAUGGGCUGCGUCGGGGUGAUUUACAGCUACGUGAUUGACGUGACGGAAGCCUUCCAUGUCCGCGAGCUGCGGUCGGCCACGAGAUGGGACGAGGUGCGAAAAGAGCUUCUUCCCGAGCUCUGGGCGCCGGUUGCGCCGGCGGUCGCCGGCGCCCACCAUUUCGAGCUCGUGCUCAACCCGUACAUGUGGUGGUCACACAACUCGUGCGUACGUGUCGAGAGGAACCGGGUGACGGCCGAGACGCAGCCCUCGGGUGCCCGCAAAGACUGGCUCAGCACGCUCCUGGAGCAGUUUGGCAUCCACUCGAUCCCACACCUCCUUGGCGUGCUCAAGCGGUUCCCUGCCAUCAGCCCCAUUGCCAUCAACCGCGCCAUUGCAACGCUUGUCGAGAGCGGCCCGUAUGUGGACAAGAGCUUCCGCGUGUUCAACCUCGGGCCGGCCAACAGCAUCAAGGCGAUGGCGAUUGAGCUGCACUGCGACGCCAAGCAGUGUGUUCCCGUCAUUGACAAGCUGCUGGACGUGUUCCGCGACGAGGCCAAGCGCCAUGAGUACUACAUGACCGGCCCUCUGGGCAUCCGCUUCAUCGGCGCGUCCGACGCGUUCCUGGCGCCGCAGGCUGGCCGCAUGACGUGUGCCAUUGAGCUGGACAUGCUGGUCGGGGUCGAGACAGGAGCCAAGCUCGCGCAGGACAUUAAAGAGCGGAUGUGCACAGACAGCAUCGACUCCCCGCGUCUUCAUUGGGGCCUCGACAUUGACCUUGUGACGGACGACGAUGUGCGGUCGUGGUAUCCCGAUUUCGAGGCGUGGCAUACAGUCUACCGCCAGCUCAACUCGACGGGCAUGUUCAACAACAAGUUUACUGAUCGCCUGGGUAUCAGCAUUUUGUAG